Messenger RNA from Zeugodacus cucurbitae (melon fly), 1106 nucleotides. RefSeq names its product ribonuclease P protein subunit p30 (gene Rpp30). The coding region runs from base 202 to 1101 and encodes 299 amino acids. The record is from RefSeq and is a predicted model, not a curated record. Gene Ontology annotation, molecular function: RNA binding. The transcript is spliced from 6 exons. Gene Ontology annotation, biological process: tRNA processing. Lineage: Eukaryota; Metazoa; Arthropoda; Insecta; Diptera; Tephritidae. Gene Ontology annotation, cellular component: nucleolar ribonuclease P complex.
AAUACUCAAACCGCAACGUCAAACUAGAAACGUCACUUUUGUUGUAAAUUGAAUUGUUUUGCAAAUUAAAAAUAAAAAGAAUAAAUUCAAUAAAUGAGAGGGCGUAAAAGUUAAAUAUUAAUAAACAUUAAUUAAUAUUAAAUUUAAUUCAAACACCGUUUAUUACAAAGAAAAAUACAAAAGUAAUAAUAGCGUUUAAGAAUGGAGAAGACACAACCAUUUUAUGAUUUAUGCAUACCAUACCAAAAAGACGAGCGGGCACUGAAGGAAAUAAUAAAAGAAGCAAAAAGUUUGGGUUACAAAACGAUUGCUAUUGAACAAGUGUUUGAUCACAGCAGACGCGAUGCUACUAAGCGUGUGCCUGACAUAUUUCCGUCACCUGUAGUAAUAAAAUCGCUGGAAGCGGCAUUUAAAAACGAAGUAAAAAUUUUACAGAGAUUAACAAUUUUAUAUGUUGACGUUAGUGUGGCGCAUGCUAUGACGAACUCACUUAACAUAAAAAAAUUCCACUUGAUCGCUGGUCAACCAAAGACGGAUGCUGCUUUAACACACUGCUGUACAACUUUCGCUGGAGACUUGCUGACAUUCGACGCUGAUGGCGGCGUAAAGCUGUUGGUGAAUCGCAAAGCAUAUCAAAUUGGUGUCAAAAGAGGCUUGUUCUUCGAAAUCAAAUAUGGCCCUGCAAUCAGAGACACUAGCAUACGCAAAGAUAUGAUAAAACUCGCGCACAAUUAUUGCGUGCGUGGUAAAUCGAAAAACAUCAUAUUCAGUAGUGGUGCAACGAAUUCAUUUGAAUUGCGUGGACCUUACGAUGUGGCCAAUCUUGCUUAUAUCUUUGGUUUGUCAGAGGAUCAAGGCAAGAAUGCAGUCAAUAAAGCGUGUAGACAGUUAUUCUUGAAAGCGCAGGCGCGCCGCAUUGGAAAAACAGUUAUGUUCAUAAGAUCCACUGGACCGAUAGUGUUUUCCGACUCAUCUGAUUCUGCUGACGAUGAAUCCGAGCAAGAAGCGGAUGAUGAUAGUGAUGAAAAUGAAGAGCUUGAAAAUGAGUUUGGCAGUAAUUCUCCAGAACAACCCAGUAAAAAGAAAAAGAAACUUUUAUAAAAAUA